This is a messenger RNA of Thermochaetoides thermophila DSM 1495, 537 nucleotides long. RefSeq lists its product as uncharacterized. The record is from RefSeq and is a predicted model, not a curated record. Bases 1 to 537 code for a protein of 178 amino acids. The transcript has a single exon. Lineage: Eukaryota; Fungi; Ascomycota; Sordariomycetes; Sordariales; Chaetomiaceae.
AUGAGUCAACAGCCCAUCAACCCCCUACCCCACCAACUACACCCGCCUUCCCAGAUCGAUAUCAACCCUUCCCUCCCGACAAAUGCUGAACAGAGAAAAGCUCCUUCCGGUGAACUAGCAUUGGCCUUCCCAGUCCCAACAACCUGGCUGUGCGGAAACUGCGAUACAACACACCCCGUCCUGUCCCUGCUAACCCAACCACACACAGAAUGUACGUGUGGUACUCCCAGUCUGCGUGCCGUCUACGACCAGACCGGCCGCCUCUACCUCUACUGGCGUGACGACCCUACCGUUGCAGACUUGAGGCAAAUGGAGCAGGUUAGGAUCGCAAGGGAGAGGAUGGUCACAGCUGGCGCCGGGAUUUGGCUUCAAGAGAAGCAUGACGGGACACCCAGUAUGGCGAUGCCUUCACCGCAAGAAACGUCCGAGGCGCACUCACUAGUUUGGAGGAUUGAGAAAAGGCUCGGUAGUUGGCUCAAGGAUGGCUCACGGUUUGUGCAUGAGUGGGAAGGGAGGAUCAGACAUCAGCCCUCGUAA